This is a messenger RNA of Manihot esculenta (cassava), 1366 nucleotides long. RefSeq lists its product as uncharacterized. The transcript is spliced from 4 exons. Bases 139 to 909 code for a protein of 256 amino acids. The record is from RefSeq and is a predicted model, not a curated record. Lineage: Eukaryota; Viridiplantae; Streptophyta; Magnoliopsida; Malpighiales; Euphorbiaceae.
UCCCACCCCUUAAACCUUCCGUCUGAAACUACUUUCUCGAGCGAACUCCCAUAACUAAAGAUCUUAUCCUUCCUCAAUUCUCGAUUGGCAUUUGGGUUCCCAGCUAUGAACAAGCAUUAGCUCUAUCAUCCCUUGGAAAUGGCGACUCCGCAUCCCUCAUACUUGUUAUCUUCUUCCCCUUAUCUCCAAUCCUCCACUAAAAUGGCUCUCAGAGUUCAUUCUCCUCCCAUUCACAGACUCAAGGCGUCAUUUCAGUUUUUGGAAGCACGCAGCAAGAGUUUUAGUGUUAAACCCAAUGGGUUCUUUCAGAAUACUAGGCUCAAUAGCUCUAGUGCAAUAAAUAUGGCUGCAGGACAAUCAGGUGAACCUGAGAAGUUCAAUUUUGACCAUUUUAUGAGCAAGGCAAGAAAAUUAUGGGACAGUUCUCCUCGGCCAGUCAAGACCUUUCCGUGGAAGAGAGCAUUGGAGAACUUCGUGCAGCUCAUCCUUGAUCUUAGCAUUGCAGUUAUCAAAUACUUGUGUGUACCUUUACUGGCAAUUUCCUCCCUCAGCGAGAUGUCAUAUUGUGCGCAUCAAAAGAAGCUACUUUUUGUUCCUUUGCCACUCCUUAUUGGCAUUGCUGUUGGUGGAGUCCUAAAAGAAACUGCAUUGGAACUAUCACCACUUCUCAAGGAUGCAGAAGUUCCAUGGCAUCUGAUUGCCUCAGCAAUAUUUUUUACGCUGAUCAAAUUGCCAGGUCCAUAUUAUCCAUACUGGGGCCGGAUAUUUAUUCCUCACAUUGCGAAUGGGGCAUUAUGGAGAACUUUAUGGUCUGUAUUUUUGUGGUACAGAAGACCCAGAAAGGGAUCAGGAGAAGUGAUACACAAAAAUUCGGUAAAUGACGGUCAAUCUGAAACAAAUGAACUCUAAUAUUAUGAGUGAACACAGUUCAAGUGAUACAUUUUGCGUACGUCUCAAAUUGGGGGCGAUUUUAAUUGCGAUAUUAAAGAUUCUGCGCAUCAAUGUUGGUGGUGGUUAAAGUUAAUGAUAAAGUGAUUGAAGAAAUCUUCAUCAAAAUUUCCCCAGCAAUUUAACAAAGGUUUCCUAGUGUUGGGAAGAUAAUUAUCAGUCUUGUUUUAAUCAACAGCAUCCAUUCAUUGUGCUUAGCUUUUCCUUUCACAAGUUUAAUUUGAUUUUAGACAUCCAUAAGAUGUAAUCAAUGGCUAGAUUGAUGAGAUUUUAGUCAUGGUUUCUCUGUACUUCUUUCUUUUCCACCUUCUCAGGAGAGGUUUCUCUAUAAAGUUGACAGUCUGGUCUUGAAUUUUUGUAUGAAGGAAACCUGAAAGCUAGUAUUAAUGUAAUUUUCUCACCUGAAUUUAUCCAGGCA